Molecule: messenger RNA, 1866 nt
Organism: Lodderomyces margitis
Lineage: Eukaryota; Fungi; Ascomycota; Pichiomycetes; Serinales; Debaryomycetaceae
Product: putative ATP-dependent RNA helicase
Exons: 1
Coding region: 1-1866 (621 amino acids)
Cellular component (GO): nucleus
Molecular function (GO): ATP binding; RNA helicase activity; nucleic acid binding
Source: RefSeq, a predicted model, not a curated record
AUGUUUGGAGUCAGGUAUGAUCCAGAAGAAGAGCAUAGAAAUGCAACCAGCCUGAAUCAAAAGAGAAAAAGGGAUGUGGAUCUGGACUCAAGUGAAAGUGAAAGUGAAAGUGAAAGCGAAAAUGAACGGGAUGAGGGGGAUGAGGCAAGCGAGCUUAGCGAAAGAGAUGAUAAUCAGGAAGACAACAGUGCAAAUAAUGAAAGUCAUAAUGAUACAAUCGAUAAAGAGGAGACAAGCAUUGGCUUUCAUGCUGAUUCAGAUGUGGACGAGGAUGUGGAGAUGGAGACUGCAGAGCCCAAUGUCGAUCCUCUGUAUGAAUCUAAGCAUCAGUCAGUAUUCAACAAAUUCAAGCAGUCAAUAAAUACAGUAGAGCACCAGGAUACUGUUUCUGACGGCGAAGCGGAGUUCGCAGAUGCUCAAGAUCUCAUACCGCUUCCCCAACCACAAUUGCCUCGUGAUAGAAAGCUCACAUCGACAUCACAAUUUUCCAAGAAUUUGGAUUGGUUGACAACACCACAAUAUGUCACUCCAGACGAAAAGCACUCUUUCCUGGACCUUGGGCUUGAUGAGGUGGUGUUGAAUAAUCUUGCCUCACUCGGGUAUGCCGAAGCAUUUGCCGUGCAAGUAAAUGUCCUCAAGAUGAUGUUGCCAGAAAUUAGGGCCAACAAGAAGCGACCGGACGCUUUUGGAGACAUAUUGGUCAAUGCUUCAACCGGUUCUGGUAAAACUUUGGCAUAUUCUAUUCCACUUAUUCAAGCAUUGCACAAUAGAAUUGUUCCUCGAGUCAGAGCUAUUAUUUUGGUACCAACCAAACCAUUGAUCAAUCAAGUGAAAACAACCAUGUUGCAACUAUCACAGGGCACCAGUUUAUCCGUAGUGGGAUUGAAAAACGAUGUAUCGAUCGCAGAGGAGAGUGAAAAGUUGAAAGUAUCGGUCCCAGAUAUUGUGAUAAGUACGCCGGGGAGAUUGGUCGAGCAUCUAAACUUGGGUUCAAUCAGUCUAUCGAGCUUGAGAUUCCUUGUAAUUGACGAAGCUGACAGACUUUUAAAUCAGUCAUUUCAAAACUGGUCGCUGGUUCUCACUAACAAACUCGACGAGCAGCAACAUUAUGACAUAUCAGAAAAAUGGAGCUUAAAAGUGCAAAAAUUGGUCUUUUCUGCAACAUUGUCCACUGAUGCCGGGAAGUUAUCCACUCUUAAAUUUCACAAGCCACGACUUAUUAUUGUCAAUGACACGCGGCAGUUGGUCAAUGAAAUGUUUAGCGUGCCUUCAUCGUUGUCUGAAUAUAUUAUUCAAUUGGGGGUUGCCAAAAAUUCUAUAAAACCUUUGAUACUUGCAAAAUUCCUAGUUUCACAAAACAAACUUACCAACGUGCUAGUAUUCACCAAGUCAAACGAAUCCUGUAUCAGGUUGGCAAAACUCUUGCAGCUCAUUUUGGAUGCACUUUCCCUACUGGUUAAUGUGGAAUUUAUAAAUUCCACCAACAACAGAACGUCAGUACGAGCUCGUAUUUUGAAAGAAUUUUCCAAUCAAAAGAUAAAUCUACUAGUAGCUACAGACUUGAUUGCCAGGGGUAUAGAUUUGACUACAAUCACCGAUGUCAUUAAUUACGACUUACCCAAUUCGUCCCGAGAGUACGUCCAUAGAGUUGGUCGUACUGCUAGGGCAAAAAAUUCUGGUAACGCUUACAAUUUUGUAUUUGGAAAGGGGGAGCAAAAGUGGUUCAAUACGUUUUCGAAAGAUAUUGGUCGUGGUGAUAAGGAAGUUGAACCUUUUGAGUUAAAGGUGGGUGAUAUUAUCACUGAAAAUGAUGAGGAAGUCUAUCAAAAAGCAUUGUCCAAUUUGCAACAACAAGCAAGAAUGUGA